AGUACUAUUAUUAAAUAGAGAAGGCGUACACAUAAAUAUAUAAAUAGCAAGAAUGAGCAACUUCGAAGAAUUUAUUGGUCUAAGCGAUUUCGAUGUUGAAAUUUGGCGCAUGUUACUUGCUGAGUUCCUCGGAACAUUCUUCUACGUGUUCGUUGGCGUCAUUAGCACAGUCUCGUUAUCGCAUAAUCUGAUGACCUCGGUGGUGCCGGUUGCCUUCGCAUUUGGACUGGCAAUGUCAAGUAUAUCGCAUGUGGUGAAUAGGGCUAGUGGUGCGCACCUGAAUCCUGCUGUUAGCAUCGGUCGGCUGGUCGUUGGACAGAUGAAAUUUCUCAAAUGUUUAUGCUACAUACUAGUGCAAUGCUUCGGUUCGUGUUUAGCGGCAUUUUUGGUGGAAAGUAUUUGUCCGGGACCUUCGCUCGAACGGACGGACGGUGUAACCAGACCACUAUACAUGGGUGUUUGGGAAGCGUUGCUUCUUGAAAUGUUCAUUACAUUUAUUAUGGUUAUGGUGUACAAAUCAAUGGCUGAUCCUACGCGUGAUGAUUUACAUUUAUCUGGACCAUUAGUUGUGGGACUUUCAAUCACAGCAGGUCAUCUUGUUGGCUAUUUGUGUUCGUCGGCAAGCAUGAAUCCAGCGCGUUCUUUCGGGCCGGCACUUGUAAAUCUCAAUUUCAACGCUCACUGGAUCUAUUGGGUCGGACCGAUUUUGGGUGGUGUCAUGGCUUCAGUUUGCUAUCACUUUGGUGUGCAGGAUCGUGAAGCGCUUAAGCGGAGACGCUCUAGAAGAAAUAGUGCCAGACGAAAGAGUUCUCUGAAUACUUAAAAAUAUACUUUAAAAUUACUAAAUUCAUUAAAUCUAUGUUG
Messenger RNA from Bactrocera latifrons, 864 nucleotides. Its product is annotated as aquaporin-like. Gene Ontology annotation, molecular function: water channel activity. Gene Ontology annotation, cellular component: plasma membrane. Gene Ontology annotation, biological process: transmembrane transport. NCBI's taxonomy places the organism in Eukaryota, Metazoa, Arthropoda, Insecta, Diptera, Tephritidae. Bases 53 to 823 code for a protein of 256 amino acids. The record is from RefSeq and is a predicted model, not a curated record. The transcript has a single exon.